AGGCACUAUCAUCAAUUCUGAAGUUGGUUCGGUAUGAAGGAAUAUUCCCUAUUAAAACCAACCGGAAGAAAAUGAAAUGUUUAGAAAUGGCCACACCAUAAAUGACUACCGUCUCGUGGAGUUUCAAGUCUGAGAAACUUCAUUUCAUUCUCGUUUAUUUUUCCGUUCCUUGUGACGACAGAGGACUUGUAUUAGAUUGCGUGGUUGGGCCGUAACUACGGGUUAUAAGUAUGUCUUAGAAGGGAGUUUUAUGAAAUCGCUACCGCUGAACUUCAAGACGAUGCUGCCAGUCUGUUGAGAUCCAUUUAUUAAGCCGGUUAUUACAUUGUCUAAGAAUGAUCGUGUGUGUAUUGUGGCAGUAACGUUAACCAUCCCAAGACCACCCUUGUGCAUUUUGUUGAGAAUGAUCAAAUGUAGCCAACGUGUUAUGUGAACUGUUUCAUUUACAAUAAUAAUAAUGCGCAAUUGAUGUUUCAGCUCAUGAGUAAAUGCUGGUAUUGAAUUGUAGCUUAUUAUUAUUAUUAUUAUUAUUGGGUUUAUUUCAAGAAUCGUCUGUCUACUUGUCUAGCGGCUAAAUGGACACAGUGGCGCGAGCUAGCUGCCAUAUUACAGCCUGAUAGACACUUGGACGUUAUUGGGAAUUUUGGAUUAUUCUUUCUUUGUGGGAAUUGCUGGAAAGGCCACUCAGACUAAACUCACAGAAGAUGUCGUCGUUCUUCAAUUUUCGUAAAAUCUUCAAGUUGGGGUCUGAUAAGAAGAAGAAACAGUAUGAGCACGUACAUAGAGACGAGAACCCGGAGGAAAUCUGGGAGAUUAUUGGGGAACUGGGAGAUGGGGCCUUUGGGAAAGUAUACAAGGCCCAGAACAAGCAGACUGGGACCCUGGCUGCUGCCAAGGUGAUCGAUACCAAGACAGAGGAGGAGUUGGAGGAUUACAUGGUGGAGAUAGACAUUCUGGCCUCCUGUGAUCACCGUUACAUAGUCAAACUGCUGGAUGCCUUCUAUUAUGAAAGCAAACUGUGGAUUCUGAUUGAGUUCUGUGCGGGAGGUGCUGUCGAUGCAGUCAUGUUGGAGCUUGAGAGGCCUCUGACAGAGCCCCAGAUCCGGGUGGUGUGUAGGCAGACGUUGGAGGCCCUGGCCUACCUUCAUGAGAUCAAGGUCAUCCACAGAGACCUGAAGGCUGGGAACAUCCUUUUCUCACAGGAGGGAGACAUCAAAUUGGCUGACUUUGGCGUGUCUGCUAAGAAUACCAUGAUGCUGCAGAGAAGAGAUUCUUUCAUUGGCACUCCAUAUUGGAUGGCUCCAGAGGUGGUGAUGUGUGAGACGUCUAAGGACCGUCCGUACGACUACAAGGCUGACAUCUGGUCCCUGGGGGUCACCCUGAUUGAGCUGGCACAGAUAGAACCUCCUAACCACGAGAUGAACCCCAUGAGAGUCCUGCUGAGAAUAGCCAAGGCCGAUCCGCCCACACUCAUGCAGCCUUCACGCUGGUCACCAGAGUUCAAUGACUUUCUGAGGAAGGCACUGGAUAAGAAUGUGGACCGUAGGUGGUGCACAGCCCAGCUCUUGCAGCAUCCCUUUGUUAGCAGUGUAGUUGACAACAAACCGCUGAGAGAACUGAUUGCUGAGGCCAAUGCUGAUGUCUUAGAGGAGAUAGAAGAAGGCAAAGAGGAAGAUGAAGAAGAAGAGACGGAUGCAACUCUGGUGGUGCCCGGACAUAAGCGAGCGCCAUCAGACACCAGCAUGGCCAGCUCUGAGGAUGAGAAGCUCUCCGAGACCACCUCUACACUGGACUCAGUCACAGAGAAGACAGAGCCUGAGACUGCAGAGGACAAGGCCAGUGAUAAGCUGUCUGACGAGGGCCUUGGGACCAGCGUGGGCGACAGGGCAGAGGGUGAGAAACUGAACGAGGUGUCUGAUGCCAGUAAUGAGGACUUAGUCAAUGGACAGGUGAAGCCCAUGGAGCCCAAACCAGAGGAAAGCCCUGCUGGAAAGCCUGAAGACAUUCCUGACCGUCAGAUCACCAUUGUGCCAGAAGCACCAUCAGACACGCAGGAGAGUGUGAUUGUGAGUGAGGAGACAGGGGAAGAGGAGAAAGUAGAGGAUGGACCUCCACAAGUAUUCAUGAAGGAAAGAGUAGAAGUAGAGGAGAAGAAGACAGAGGAGGAGGUGGAGAAGGAACCAAUCAAAGAGGAGCCAGAGGUGAUUCUCCAGCCUCCCACCAAAUUCACAGAUCCAGGUGACCAGCCUAGGAGUGCUUUAGAGGAGCCUGGCGCCGUAUCGACAGAGGUCAAUGCUAAACCAGAGGAGACUGAGAAGGAGACGCUCAUUGAGGAGAUGACAGAGGAGGUUAAACCAGAGGCUGAUGGGGUCACAGACAUAAACACAGACACCGACUUGAAUGAAGACACAGACGCAGACAACACAGAAUCGGACAUCAACACAGACGCAGAGGUAGACACAGCUGAGGGCUCCACAGAGGUCUCUGCAGACACAGAAGCCCAAAGAGACAAUAAUGUAAUACCGGUGGUGAUUCUUGAGGAGGGGACAACAGACGAGAGGGAGGAGAAGCCACCAGCUGAGGAAGCUCCAUCCCAGGAUGCUGUUUCGGAGUCAAAGACCGACCAGGAAAGCACUCCUGUUAAGUUGAAGCCGGAUGUGGAGAAGGAUUCUGACUCUGGGAGCAGCUCUGCAGCCGAUAGCAACAGCAUGGACCUCAACCUGUCCAUCUCCAGUUUCCUGUCCAAAAAGGCUGAGGCGGGAUCUGUGUCCUUACAGGACACGAGACGGCAGAAGAAGACUCUGAAGAAGACCCGUAAGUUCAUGGUAGACGGAGUGGAGGUCAGUGUGACCACGUCAAAGAUAGUCACCGAUAACGACACCAAGAACGAGGAGAUGAGAUUCCUGAGGCGCCAGGAGCUGAGAGAGCUGCGUCUGCUGCAGAAGGAGGAGCAUAGAGCCCAGCAGGCGCUCAGCGACAAGCUGCAGCAGCAGAGAGAACAGAUCUACCGCCGCUUUGAGCAGGAGAUGACUGGUAAGAAGCGUCAGUAUGACCAGGAUAUGGAGAAUCUGGAGAAGAAACAGAAGCAGACCAUCGAGCGGCUGGAGCAGGACCAUACCAACCGGCUGAGGGACGAGGCAAAACGCAUCAAGGCCGAGCAGGACAAGGAGCUCUCCAAGUUCCAGAACAUGCUCAAGAACCGCAAGAAGGAGGUGAAACAGGAAGUUGAACAGUCACCCAAAUUCAUGAGGAGAGAGCUCAUGAAACUCUUAAAGGAAGAUCUAUCUCUCAUUCAGACUGCAAAGGAGCAGGAGUUUCUGCAGAAGCAGCAGCAGGAGUUGGAUGGAGCCCUGAAGAAGAUCAUCCAACAGCACAAACAUGAGAUUGCCACCAUCGAGAGAGACUGCCUCAACCACAAACAACAGCUUAUGAGAGCUCGAGAGGCAGCCAUGUGGGAGCUGGAAGAGCGCCACCUGCAGGAGAAGCACCAGCUGCUCAAGCAGCAGCUCAAAGAUCAGUACUUCAUGCAGAGACACCAGCUGCUCAAGAGACACGAGAAGGAAAUGGAGCAGAUGCAGCGCUACAACCAGCGUCUGAUUGAGGAGAUGAAGAACAGACAGGCCCAGGAGAGAGGUCGUCUGCCGAAGAUCCAGCGGGGUGAUGCCAAGACACGCAUGGCCAUGUUCAAGAAGAGCCUACGCAUCACCUCUGCACCUGGCACCCCAGAGCAGGAAAGGGAGAAGAUCAAACAGUUUGCAGCCCAGGAGGAGAAGAGGCAGAAGAACGAGAGACUCCAUCAACAUCAGAAACAUGAGAACCAGAUGAGAGACCUGCAGCUGCAGUGUGACUCCAACAUCAGAGAGCUGCAGCAGCUUCAGAAUGAGAAGUGCCAUCUCCUGAUUGAACACGAGACUCAGAAGCUGAAGGAGCUCGAUGAAGAGCACAGCCAGGAGCUGCAGGAGUGGAGGGAGAAACUACGGCCCAGGAAGAAGGCCUUGGAGGAGGAAUUCACACGCAAGCUCCAGGAGCAGGAGGUCUUUUUCAAGAUGAGCGGGGAGUCGGAAUGCCUUAACCCCACAACCCAGAGCCGAGUGUCCAAGUUCUACCCCAUCCCUAGUGUGCACAACUCUGGUUUAUAGCCCUCCUCAGCACAGGAACAUACUGGCUGGGCUCAUAGACUCUGUCCCCAUGGUGGUGGGGUGGACCUCAGCCCUGUUGUUAUCUGGAAACUAGCGUUGGUCUAUUGUGGAUCUUAAGCUAGUGUGAUGUCUUCACACAAGCAUGCACAUAUACUAAUGUUCAAAAGUUUGGGGUCACUUAGAAAUGUCCUUGUUUUGUAAAGAAAAGCAACAAAA
Messenger RNA from Salvelinus namaycush (lake trout), 4355 nucleotides. RefSeq names its product STE20-like kinase a (gene slka). Gene Ontology annotation, biological process: protein phosphorylation. Bases 705 to 4139 code for a protein of 1144 amino acids. Lineage: Eukaryota; Metazoa; Chordata; Actinopteri; Salmoniformes; Salmonidae. The transcript is spliced from 19 exons. Gene Ontology annotation, molecular function: ATP binding; protein serine/threonine kinase activity. The record is from RefSeq and is a predicted model, not a curated record.